GGUCACUCUCUUUCCCCGGGCAAUGACGUCUCACGUCACGUGACACCAACAAACUUUUUUUUUUUUUUUCUCCCCCAUUCUUUCAUCUGAUGCUGCCCAAAGGGUUUGUGGAAAUGGCGGCUUGAGAGCUGCGUCCCACACUCCCACAUCCACUCUCCGACACACUUCAGUGUCACGUUUAUUUUCUCCACACAUUUCUUCCGCCCUAUCCCUAAAAAUAGAAGGAGGAGUUAUCUCCAGGAAAUCCCUGACACGCCAGUCGGGCUGUACUGCCCCCUCCCCCUACCUUAAAGUUAUUUGUUUGGGGGAAAAAAUAAAUUACAAUUUAACUCUGUGUAUUACCCGCAAAUUGGACUAUAUGACAAGUUGGAUGUUCCUUUAUCCUUUUCUGGGAAGAUGACGCGGUGGGUCCCAACCAAGAAAGAGGAGAAAUAUGGAGUUGCACUUUAUAACUAUGAAUCCAGAGGACCCGAUGAGCUUUGUUUGCAGAUCGGUGAAACUGUGCACAUACUGGAAACACAUGAAGGUUGGUACAGAGGUUACACGUUAAGAAAGAAAUCGAAAAAGGGUAUAUUUCCUGCUAGCUACAUUCAUCUCAAAGAUGCAACAGUUGAAGGCAAAGGGCAACAUGAAACUGUUGUACCUUGUGAAAUCCCACUUGUUCAUGAAGUUACAUCAACACUACGGGAAUGGUCCAUCAUAUGGCGUCAACUUUAUGUUCAAGAUAAUCGGGAAAUGUUUAAUUGUGUAAGAAAUAUGAUAUAUGACCUGGUGGAAUGGCGAUCACAAAUACUCUCGGGAACACUACCACAAGAUGAGCUUAAAGAACUUAAAAAGAAGAUAACGGCAAGAAUCGAUUAUGGAAACCGAAUUCUUGACUUGGACUUGGUUGUUCGAGAUGAAGAUGGCAACAUUUUGGACCCUGAGCAGACCAGCACAAUUAGUCUUUUUAGAGCACAUGAAAUUGCAUCAAAGCAUGUUGAGGAACGAAUACAAGAAGAAAGGUCUCAGAAACUGAAUGACAUCAACAGACAAGCCAAGUUUGCAGCCACACCCUCAUUUGCGCUAUUUGUCAAUUUAAAAAAUGUUGUCUGCAAAAUUGGAGAAGAUGCAGAGGUACUUAUGUCUCUUUAUGAUCAUCUGGAAUCUAAGUUUAUCAGUGAAAACUAUUUAGUGAGGUGGUCAAGUUCAGGCUUGCCAAAAGACAUUGAAAGACUGCACAAUCUAAGAGCUGUUUUUACAGAUCUUGGAAGCAAGGAUCUGAAAAGAGAAAAAAUAAGCUUUGUGUGUCAGAUUGUAAGAGUAGGGAGAAUGGAAUUACGGGACAAUAAUACAAGAAAACUAACUUCUGGACUGAGGCGACCUUUUGGCGUAGCAGUAAUGGAUGUAACUGACAUAAUUACCGGAAAAAUUGAUGAUGAAGACAAACAGCAUUUUAUACCUUUUCAGCCGGUGGCAGGAGAGAACGAUUUCCUACAGACUGUUAUAAACAAAGUGAUUGCUGCCAAAGAAGUUAAUCACAAAGGUCAAGGUCUGUGGGUUACAAUGAAGUUGCUGCCUGGUGACAUACAUCAGAUUAGAAAAGAAUUUCCUCAUCUAGUCGAUCGAACCACAGCUGUUGCAAGGAAAAUGGGGUUUCCAGAGAUAAUAAUGCCAGGGGAUGUACGCAAUGACAUCUAUGUAACAUUGCUUCAGGGAGAUUAUGACCGAGGGGCCAAAACAGCAGCAAAAAAUGUUGAAGUUACAGUAUCAGUCUUUGAUGAAGAUGGAAAAAGACUCGAGAGUGUUAUAUACCCUGGAGCUGGUGACGAAGCUAUUUCAGAGUACAAAUCUGUAAUCUAUUAUCAGGUGAAGCAGUCACGUUGGUUUGAGACAAUUAAAGUUGCAAUACCGAUUGAAGAUGUAAAUCGUAGCCAUUUAAGAUUUACUUUCCGGCACCGAUCAUCACAGGAAUCCAAAGAUAAGUCUGAGAAGAUAUUUGCUGUGGCAUUUGUAAAACUAAUGAGAUAUGAUGGCACAACAUUAAGAGAUGGAGAACAUGACCUCAUUGUCUACAAGGCAGAGGCGAAAAAACUGGAAGAUGUUGCAACAUAUCUUAACCUUCCAUCAACUAAAAUAGAACUGGAAGAAAAAGGCCACUCUGCAACUGGGAAGACCUUUCAGAAUUUGGGAAGCUGCACAAUUAGCAAAGAUUCUUUCCAAAUCUCAACCCUGGUGUGUUCAACUAAGCUCACACAAAAUGUUGAUCUCCUUGGUCUACUGAAAUGGCGAUCGAAUACAAAUUUACUGCAACAAAAUUUACGCCAGUUAAUGAAGGUUGACGGAGAAGAAGUUGUAAAGUUUUUGCAGGACACAUUGGAUGCACUUUUCAACAUCAUAAUGGAAAAUUCUGAGAGUGAAACCUUUGAUAUUUUGGUAUUUGAUGCAUUGGUAUUUAUUAUUGGUCUCAUUGCCGACAGAAAGUUUCAGCACUUUAAUCCAGUUUUGGAGACUUACAUUAAGAAGCAUUUCAGUGCAACAUUGGCAUACACAAAAUUAACUAAAGUAUUAAAAAACUACGUGGAGAACUCUGACAAGCCAGUUUUUACUGACCAGUUAUUUAAGGCAAUGAAGGCUUUGGAGUACAUCUUUAAAUUUAUUGUGAGAUCCAGAAUAUUGUUUAUUCAACUAUAUGAAAAUAAAGGUGAAGCUGAGUUUAUGGAAUCUUUAAUGCAGCUGUUCAAAUCAAUCAAUGACAUGACGAGCAGCAUCACAGAUCAAACUGUUAUAGUUAAGGGGGCUGCACUGAAAUAUUUGCCAACAAUUGUAAAUGAUGUGAAACUUGUAUUUGAUCCAAAAGAAUUAAGCAAGUUGUUUACGGAGUUCAUUCUAAAUGUACCAAAAGAAAGACUUGUGCGCCAGAAGCUCUAUUGUCUUAUUGAAAUAGUUCAUAGUGAUCUCUUUAGUCAGCUGGAAUGCAGAGACAUUCUACUUCCAAUGAUGACAGAUCAGUUAAAGAAUCACUUGGAAAGACAAGAAGAACUAGAUGCUUGCUGCCAACUUCUUAGUAACAUCCUUGAAAUGCUUUACAGGAAAGAUGUGGGACCGACACAGAGGCAUGUGCAGAUAAUCAUGGAAAAAUUACUGAGGACUGUAAACCGGACUGUUAUUUCCAUGGGGCGAGAUUCAGAGCUCAUAGGGAAUUUUGUUGCUUCAAUGACUGCAAUUUUAAGGCAAAUGGAAGACUGUCACUAUGUGCAUCUAAUCAAGGCAUUUGGAAAAAUGAGGACUGAUGUUGUGGAUUUUCUGAUGGAAACCUUUAUCAUGUUUAAGAAUCUCAUUGGGAAGAAUGUGUAUCCCUCUGAUUGGGUUGUAAUGAACAUGAUGCAAAAUAAAGUCUUCCUAAGAGCAAUUAAUCAGUAUGCAGACAUGCUGAACAAGAAAUUUCUGGAUCAAGCCAACUUUGAGCUACAGCUCUGGAACAACUAUUUUCAUUUGGCCGUUGCAUUUCUUACCCAAGAAUCAUUACAGCUGGAGAAUUUUUCAAGUGCUAAGAGAACCAAAAUACUUAACAAAUAUUGCGACAUGAGAAGACAAAUUGGCUUUGAAAUCAGGGACAUGUGGUAUAAUCUUGGCCAACACAAAAUAAAAUUUAUUCCUGAAAUGGUUGGGCCCAUGUUGGAGAUGACAUUAAUACCAGAAACGGAACUUCGUAGAGCAACUAUACCAAUAUUCUUUGACAUGAUGCAGUGUGAAUUUCAUUCCACUAGAAGUUUCCAAAUGUUUGAGAACGAGAUCAUCACCAAGUUGGACCACGAAGUGGAAGGUGGGAGAGGAGAUGAACAGUACAAGGUUUUAUUUGAGAAAAUACUUCUGGAUCACUGCAGAAAACACAAAUAUUUGUCCAAAAGUGGCGAAAACUUUGUAACACUUGUUGUCCGGUUAAUGGAGAGGCUACUGGACUACAGAACAAUCAUGCAUGAUGAAAAUAAGGAAAACCGAAUGAGCUGUACCGUUAAUGUCCUGAAUUUCUACAAGGAGAUUGAAAGAGAAGAAAUGUACAUAAGGUAUCUGUACAAAUUAUGCGAUCUUCAUAAGGAGUGUGAUAACUACACUGAAGCAGCGUAUACACUCCUUCUGCAUGCCAAGCUUCUCAAGUGGUCAGAAGAACCAUGUGCAGCGCAUCUCACUCAGCGUGAUGGUUACCAGGCAACUACUCAAGGGCAGCUGAAAGACCAAUUGUACCAAGAAAUUAUCCAUUACUUUGACAAAGGCAAGAUGUGGGAAGAAGCUAUAACUCUUGGCAAAGAACUGGCAGAACAAUAUGAAAAUGAAAUGUUUGAUUAUGAGCAACUUAGUGAAUUACUGAAAAAGCAAGCACAGUUUUUCGAAAAGAUUGUGAAAGUUAUUCGACCCAAACCUGAUUACUUUGCAGUUGGUUAUUAUGGACAAGGAUUUCCUACAUUUAUUAGGAACAAAGUAUUUAUUUAUAGAGGGAAAGAAUAUGAGCGUCGUGAAGAUUUUGAAGCCAGGUUAUUAACCCAGUUUCCAAAUGCAGAGAAAAUGAAGACAACAUCUCCACCAGGAGAAGACAUAAAGAAUUCUACAGGACAGUACAUUCAGUGCUUUACUGUAAAACCAUUGCUUGAAUUGCCUCCAAAGUUUCAAAAUAAAUCUGUAUGCGAACAGAUUUUAAGUUUCUACAGAGUGAAUGAGGUCUUGCGGUUCCAGUACUCAAGACCAAUACGAAAGGGAGAAAAAGAUCCUGAAAAUGAAUUUUCCAACAUGUGGAUUGAAAGAACUACAUUUUCAAUAACCUACAAGCUACCUGGAAUACUGAGAUGGUUUGAGGUUAAAUCUAUUUCUACGGUUGAAAUAAGUCCUCUGGAAAACGCAAUUGAAACUAUGCUGUUAACAAAUGAAAAGAUCAAUAAUAUGGUUCAGCAGCAUAUUAAUGAUCCUAAUAUGCCUAUAAAUCCACUAUCCUUGUUGCUUAAUGGGAUUGUAGAUCCAGCGGUCAUGGGAGGAUUUGCUAAUUAUGAGAAGGCUUUCUUCACUGAGAAAUACAUGCAAGAACACCCAGAGGAUCUUGAAAAGAUUGAAAAAGUAAAGGACCUAAUUGCGUGGCAGGUUCCCUUUUUAGCUGAAGGAAUAAGAAUUCAUGGUGAAAAGGUAACAGAGGCAUUACGGCCUUUUCAUGAGAGGAUGGAGGCGUGUUUUAAACAGCUGAAGGAAAAAGUAGAGAAGCAGUACGGCGUGAGGACUCUGUCUUCCAGCAUUGAUGAAAGACGUGGAACUCGACCUAGAUCAAUGGUUAGAUCCUUUACGAUGCCAUCUUCAUCCAGACCUUUGUCGGUAGUGUCUGUGUCCUCCGUAUCAUCUGACAAUACACCAUCAAGACCUGGUUCAGAUGGGUUUGUUCUUGAACCACUUUUGCCAAAGAAGAUGCAUUCUAGGUCUCAAGAUAAAUUGGACAGAGAUGAUCUGGAUAAGGAGAAAAAAGAAAAAAAGAAAGAGAAAAGGAAUAGCAAGCACCAAGAGAUUUUUGAUAAAGAAUUUAAAACUACUGAGAUUUCAUUGCCACAAUCUGAAGCAGUUAUUCUAUCAGAAACGAUAAGCCCAUUAAGACCACAGAGGCCAAAGAGUCAAGUUCUCAGUGUUGCUGGAGAAAGAAGAUUUUCCGUAUCUCCGAGUCAAGCUACUUCACAGCAACCUCCACCAAUUACCCCAAGAGCUAAGCUGACAUUUAGCCUGUCAUCAAACAUAGAACUGAAUGGCGUUACUGCUGCUGAAUCUAUUGAUACUCCCCCUCCACUGCCAGUCAAAGGCAAUACGGCAGACUAUGGCAAUGUCAUGGACUAUCAAGAAUUCAUUCAUCCUGCUACACCUCCACCCCCACCACAGCGGCAUCUGCCACCUCCCUUGCCAAGUAAAACACCACCUCCUCCUCCUCCAAAGACUACGAAGAAACAGACGUCAGUGGAUUCUGGAAUUAUGCAGUAAACCGGCAUGUGAUUCACCAAAUGCAAAGCUUGUUAUUAGAGAAUGUACCUCAUUUGGGCCUGCAGUGUCAUCCCUCUAGUGCAAUCAUAGAAAAAAGAAAAUAGUUUAGAUUAACCAACUGUAAAACAAAUGUCUGGUUAGCUACUGAGUUGUGGAUACUAAUUUAUUUAGGAUAAUACUAAAAAUCAUCAGGAUUUCUGAGAGAUACAUCUAGAUGAAAAAAUCUCCAUAACAAUAUUGGUGGUUUUACUAAAAGUCUGCUCUUCACUGUGCCAUCAUCUUGUACAGAAAUUUGUAUAUAUGAUGUUUUUUAAUUUUAGGAAGUUUUAAUUUUUUAUGAUACCUGCUUUUAUCUUACCAGAGCUUUUCAUGAUCCACUUAAAUUCACAAGUAUUUUCUGCUAGCAACAACUGCUGAACACAUAUAAACUUGUUAAUAUUUCAGCAGUCUUGUACUCUGUAAACCAAUUAUCGUAAUCGUGUAUAGAUUCAUCUUAAGAGUUAUAAUAUUGGUGAUCAUUAGCUACAACUGUAUUCCUUGUCAUUCCAUUUUAUAAUCACCAUGUAGAUGUUGUUAUAUAUCAUUUACUAAAAAAAUUAAAAAGAUGUUUUCAAAAGAAA
This is a messenger RNA of Bombina bombina (fire-bellied toad), 6602 nucleotides long. It is a transcript of the gene DOCK1, whose product is annotated as dedicator of cytokinesis 1. Bases 397 to 5982 code for a protein of 1861 amino acids. Gene Ontology annotation, molecular function: guanyl-nucleotide exchange factor activity; small GTPase binding. Lineage: Eukaryota; Metazoa; Chordata; Amphibia; Anura; Bombinatoridae. Gene Ontology annotation, biological process: cell migration; small GTPase-mediated signal transduction. The transcript is spliced from 52 exons. The record is from RefSeq and is a predicted model, not a curated record. Gene Ontology annotation, cellular component: plasma membrane; cytoplasm.